AGACAAAGUGGGGGCAUAGAAGGGCAGGCUAGGUAGAGUGAGGAGUAGGGGGGAGAGGAGGGAGGAGGGGAGGAAAGAGUUGGCUUGGAAUGCAGAGAACACACUCCCUCUCAGUCAUCGGUUUGCCACGAUGAAGCCCUGGAUGCUUCUUUUCCUCCUUUUAAUCCUGCCCAACAAGCCACAAGGGACAGGGCCCAGGACCAUCAUGCAUCUGAAGUUGAAGGACUCUUUUCCUAGGAACCUCUCUCGAGCCCCCCAUUUCCAGGAGUUUCUGGAGAAGGUCUGUCACCUCCUGAACCUCCCUUUAGGGACCAAUAUCACCCUCCAAAGCCCAGGGUCACCUCAUCAUGUCACCUGCUAAAGCAGGUGGCAGCAGUGCCAUCCAGGGAUGGUAUCCGUGCAUCUGGACCCCAAACUUCUCCUUCUCCCAGACAUUCACAUAGCCAAACAAUGGAGUUUGUGGGCUAAUGCCUGACUCAGUCUCACAGUCACUAGCCCUGCUGGGCACCUUAAUAAAGAUGUGGAUAUUGA
Messenger RNA from Phascolarctos cinereus (koala), 531 nucleotides. The record is from RefSeq and is a predicted model, not a curated record. Lineage: Eukaryota; Metazoa; Chordata; Mammalia; Diprotodontia; Phascolarctidae.